Symbiodinium necroappetens is the source of this 388-nucleotide messenger RNA. NCBI's taxonomy places the organism in Eukaryota, Dinophyceae, Suessiales, Symbiodiniaceae. The record is from the annotation of a GenBank genome assembly.
AUGGCCGUUCCUGGGCGGAAGAGGUGUGCUGAGGAGCUAUGCAAGGACAUCUUGGGCGAAGGCGAAGCCGUGCAGCAACCCUUGCAGGAGCUAGUGGUCGCCAGCCUCUGGGACAUCAAGGAGCGCUGUGGGGAGGGCGAGAGAAAUCCCUCCCUCAAGGGGCUCGGUUUGGGAAGUGCCACGGCCCGCAAAGCCAACUUCGAAGUCAGGGUGGGCAGGCGCAAGACUCGGAACACGGGAGCUCGGCACUUUGGUGCUUCCAUGAGGCUUUCCAUCGUCUCUUCGGAGACCGCCAGUCAGCGCAACAUCACCGAGGCAGCUUACUUUUCUCUAGCUCAAAACGACAUGUUCGUGAGCGGAUAUGGCAGUGAGCUAGGAAAACGAGGCU